AUGGGACGUAAAGAAGGCCGGACGCGCAAUUGUCCGUUGCGCCCGUCCGCGCGGACAGUGUUUACAUUUGUGUUGGUCAUUCCUUUGGGGCUCCUUCUUUUUGCGGCCGCGGCGGUGUCUUUGGCCUUCUUCUGCAAGCAGCGGCGAUGGACCAGGUCCCUUCUGCCCAGCGACGUUGAAUCCCGAAUGCUCCCAGCACAGACCAGUUCAGCCGGGCCGGGGGUGGCAGAGGCGGGCCCCCCACAUGUAGGCCCCCCGCUCUUCCUGCAGGGCCGGUCCCUGUACGCGGUGCUGGAGGCGGUUCCGGCGCGGCGCUGGAAGGAGUUCGUGCGUGGCCUGGGCCUGCGGGAUGGGGAGAUCGAGCGGGUGGAGCUGGAGCACCCCCAGUUGCGGGAGCAGCAGUACCAGAUGUUGCGGUGCUGGGCCCAGCAAAGGCCGGGGGCCGCCCCACAAGACCUCUUUGCCGCCCUGGAGGACAUGCAGCUGGAGGGCUGCGCACAGGCCCUCCGGGAGGCCCUCCAAGGACAGUAG
Molecule: messenger RNA, 531 nt
Organism: Anolis sagrei ordinatus
Lineage: Eukaryota; Metazoa; Chordata; Lepidosauria; Squamata; Anolidae
Source: RefSeq, a predicted model, not a curated record